Messenger RNA from Humulus lupulus (European hop), 1328 nucleotides. RefSeq lists its product as uncharacterized. The transcript has 3 exons. The coding region runs from base 85 to 1182 and encodes 365 amino acids. The record is from RefSeq and is a predicted model, not a curated record. NCBI's taxonomy places the organism in Eukaryota, Viridiplantae, Streptophyta, Magnoliopsida, Rosales, Cannabaceae.
GCUUCGAAAACCAGUCCGACGUCGUGCUACAGGUCUUCCGCCUCAAGUUUUCAUUUUCUCACGAAUCCCCUCCUCCUCUCAGGCAUGGACCCCGGAGACUUCUUUGCUCAUUACCAAGCUGCUGCUGAAGCUUCUGUCUCGAAGAAGGACAGCAAAAGAGCUCGCGGGGAAAGUAGCAAGACCCCUUCAAAGAAAGCCCGAACAGAAGACGCUCCCACCGACGCCCCCUCCAAAGAGAACUUAACACAUCCGCCUGCCCCCGAGCAGCAAACUCCCACGACUGUCGACCCUCAGCCUUCCUCAAAGGCCGCAGACAAAGAGACCACGGACCAAUUGUCCGAAGGCUCCCUGCCCAGCCACAUAGUUGGCAUGGCCAGGGAGAGAUUAUAUCGGCUCUCCAAGCACAAGCGCGCCCAGGUCGCCAUCACUAACACUGCCACGAUGGACAUCAACGAAAUCAUCAACAGGGAGCUGAACGAGAUAGCCAGUGGGUUUUUGUCCUUGACUGCCAGCUGGCGUCGAGCCGGGGCGAUGGUUUCUCGAGAGAGGAACUUUGACUCCAGGCUUGGCCAGGCCACGCAAGCGCUUGAGAAUGAGAAGGCUAAGCUGCUUGAGGAGAACAGGGAGCUGGUUAAGCUGAACAAGCAGCUAUGCGAGGAUCAAUCCACUCUCACCCGAGAGCUUCAGGAGAGCGAAGCGGCCCGGAACAAAGCCAUCGACGAGCGGCACAAAUGGAAGGAGAACUGCAAACUCACCACCCAAGAGUGCAAGCAGCUCACACUCGACCUGACCGCUAGCAGGGAUGAGGUAAAGAAGCUUGAGGAACGGGUGCGCGAGCUCGAGGAGGACGGAGUUAAAACUCUGAAGAAGUAUAAGGAAGCCACCUUCCUCAGCUUCUACGACCUCUGGAAGCACAAUCGGGAGGCAGACAUCAGCUAUCUCUCCAAGCAGUUGCAAGAGACGCUGAUGACGCAGUGUGUUGCUCGGCUGGAAGCAGAAGAGAAAGCCAAGGCCGCCAAGGCCCAAACUCCUGCUGCUGCUGCUGUGGCUAAACCUCCGGCUGGUCCAAACGCUCCUAAUCCAGAAGGCCCUCCUGCUCCCCAGAAAAAAUUAAUAUUUAUUUUUUCUUUUUUUUUCGCUUUAUGGCCUACGGAUCUUUUAGUAAAGACAAUCCUUUUUUAAUUUUAUUGCUGCGAGGGCAGCUCUUUUUCUUAUGUUUGAACAAUUACAUCCGAGCAAUAAUGCUCGCGGUGUAAAGGUUUUUAAUCCUUUUAAUUCUAUUUUUACAUCCGAGCGCUAAUGCUCGCGGUGUAAACGUUCGCCUUUGA